AUGGGCAAGCAGUACAGGGUGUACCUCGCUGGCGAGUCGGUCUUUGUCUGUCGGCAGUGCGGGAAUCACCUGGCGGUGGGUGAGAGUGUCAUAUCCAAGCAAUUCCACGGUCAACACGGCCGAGCCCUCCUCGUCGACCACGCAGUCAAUGUCUACUGUGGCAAAGCGGACGAGCGCGAGAUGCGCACAGGGAAACAUACCGUUCGGGACGUAUCGUGCAAGGUUUGCCAUACCGUCCUCGGGUGGAAGUAUGACCUUGCAUAUGAGUUUGAACAAAAGUACAAGGAGAACAAGUACAUCCUCGAGCGGGAGAUGAUCACUGAGCGUCCGGAAGGGAGGAGGGACGCCAAACCCCGGAUCGAAGAGGUCGCUAUGCUCUCGAGGCGGUCACCCGCCUAA
Dioszegia hungarica is the source of this 399-nucleotide messenger RNA. RefSeq names its product yippee zinc-binding/DNA-binding /Mis18, centromere assembly-domain-containing protein. The transcript is spliced from 3 exons. The record is from RefSeq and is a predicted model, not a curated record. Bases 1 to 399 code for a protein of 132 amino acids. NCBI's taxonomy places the organism in Eukaryota, Fungi, Basidiomycota, Tremellomycetes, Tremellales, Bulleribasidiaceae.